Lactuca saligna is the source of this 3373-nucleotide messenger RNA. NCBI's taxonomy places the organism in Eukaryota, Viridiplantae, Streptophyta, Magnoliopsida, Asterales, Asteraceae. The record is from the annotation of a GenBank genome assembly.
UUUUUUCAUUCUUUCGCUCUCCUGUGCUCUCCCAUUCUCGUUCGACUAGCAACUAAAGGAUUAAUUUCACCAAACUAAAAGAUAAUUGAGAAAACCAGAAUAAUAAGGGAUUUUAAUGGCGUAAAUUAAAUGAAAUCAAAUCUAGUUAGAUGGUGAGGGAAUGGCAAGUUCCCAACCAUCUAAAAAAGGAAUAAAGAACACCGGCGGAGGUGGUGGUGGGUCCUCCGGAUCCGGCCAAAAUUUAAAAUUUGCCCGGCGAACUUCAAGUGGGCGAUAUGUCACAUCAUCAAAAGAUGAAAUUGAUUCAUCCGGCGACUCAUCGAAUUACACAGUUCAUAUUCCGGCAUCCUCCGACGACGAUGAGACAUCAGUGGCUACAAAAGCUGAACAACAAUAUGUUUCUAAUUCGUUAUUCACCGGAGGUUUCAACAGCGUGACACGUGCCCAUCUCUUGGAUAAAGUAAUUGAAUCAGCGGCGACUCAUCCACAAAUGGCGAGUUCCAAAGGUUCGUCGUGCUCCAUGCCAGCUUGUGAUGGCAAGGUCAUGAAAGAUGAUAAAGGCGUAGAUAUUAUUCCAUGUGAAUGCAGAUUUAGGAUUUGUAAAGAUUGUUUUUUAGAUGCACAGAAAGAUAAUGGGUUAUGUCCGGGAUGCAAAGAGCCAUACAGGUCGGAGGAUGAUGAUGAGCCACCAUACGGUGGAGCAUUGACACUUCCGGGGAGUAUGUCGGUGAUAAAGAGAAACAACAACGUUGAUCAUAACAAAGGAUUGUUUAAUGAGACUUCCGGUACCUAUGGUGUUGGUAAUGCAUAUUGGCCACCGGAGGAAGGUGGUGGGAUGGGCGGCGGUAUCGGAGAUCCGGCGGACAAACCGUGGCGGCCGCUCACCCGGAGAAUUCCUAUUCCAACUAGUAUCAUUAGUCCUUAUAGAGCAUUGAUUGUAGUUCGUUUUGUAGUGUUAUGUUUAUUUUUAACAUGGAGAGUUCGACACCCGAAUCCUGAUGCAAUGUGGUUAUGGUUAAUGUCGAUUAUAUGUGAGCUUUGGUUCGGGUUCUCGUGGAUUUUGGAUCAAAUCCCAAAGCUUUGCCCGGUCAACCGUUCGGUUGACAUUCCCCUUCUUCGCGAUAAAUUCGAGUUACCGGACAAAGUCAAGAACCCUAGCGGUCGGUCCGACCUCCCCGGUAUUGAUUUCUUUGUUUCCACCGCGGAUCCCGAGAAAGAGCCGCCGCUCACGAGCGCCAAUACCAUCUUAUCGAUCUUGGCCAUUGAAUAUCCGGUGGAGAAGGUUGCUUGUUACAUAUCCGAUGAUGGUGGUUCCCUUCUAACCUUCGAGGCCAUGGCGGAAGCUUGCAGCUUCGCAGAUUUGUGGGUCCCGUUUUGUCGAAAACAUGACAUUGAGCCAAGAAAUCCGGACACGUAUUUCUCGUUAAAAGGCGAUCCAACAAAAAACAAGAAACGAAACGAUUUCGUUAAGGAUCGGAGAAGGGUGAAGCGGGAGUAUGACGAGUUUAAAGUGAGAAUUAAUAACUUGCCGGAUUCGAUACGGAGACGAUCUGACGCGUUUAACGCGAGGGAGGAGAUGAAGAUCUUAAAGAGUGUUCGGGAUAGCGGUGUAGACCCAACAGAACCGAUAAAGAUCAAACGGGCCACAUGGAUGGCUGAUGGCACUCAUUGGCCCGGUACUUGGGCCAACCCUAGUAAGGAUCAUGCAAAAGGUGAUCACCCUGGUAUCCUGCAAGUAAUGUUGAAGCCUCCGUCCCCUGACCCGAUACUCGGGUCAGGAGAUGAGAGCCUUGUCGACUACUCAAAUAUCGAUAUAAGAUUACCAAUGUUUGUAUACAUGUCGAGAGAGAAGCGGUCUGGCUAUGACCAUAACAAGAAAGCCGGAGCAAUGAAUGCGCUUGUGCGUUCAUCUGCAGUCCUUUCGAACGGGCCAUUUAUUUUGAACUUAGAUUGUGAUCAUUAUGUGAACAACUGCAUGGCGGUCCGUGAAGGGAUUUGCUUCAUGAUGGAUCGUGGAGGCGAAGACAUUUGCUACAUUCAGUUCCCGCAGCGGUUCGAAGGAAUUGACCCUUCAGAUCGUUACGCAAAUCACAACACCGUGUUUUUUGAUGGAAACAUGCGAGCACUUGAUGGGGUACAAGGUCCAUUUUAUGUGGGUACGGGAUGCAUGUUUAGACGAUUUGCUUUGUACGGGUUUGACCCGCCAAAGGUCAACAUUCUACCAACAAAUAAGGGGACAGGUGGCAAUGAAUCGCCAUCGGAGAGACAAGCAUUGAAGGCAUCCGAUUUUGACCCAGAUCUUGAUGUUAAUGAAUUACCGCGACGAUUCGGGAACUCAACACUUUUAGCAGCAUCGAUUCCCGUAGCUGAGUUUCAAGGGCGGCCGAUCGCUGACCACCCGGCAGUCGAGUACGGCCGCCCUCCUGGCGUGCUCCGGGAAAACCGUGAACUGCUUGACGCCACUAUUGUAGCCGAAUCUGUUUCGGUUAUCUCUUGUUGGUACGAGGACAAAACGGAGUGGGGUGAUCGAGUGGGCUGGAUUUAUGGAUCGGUGACUGAGGAUGUGGUGACGGGGUAUCGAAUGCACAACCGUGGGUGGAGGUCGAUCUAUUGGCUCACAAAACGAGACGCUUUCCGGGGAUCUGCUCCGAUCAAUCUCACCGACAGACUCCACCAAGUGCUCCGAUGGGCGACGGGGUCCGUCGAGAUUUUCUUCUCAAGAAACAACGCUUUUCUGGCAUCUAAACGCCUCAAAUUUCUACAACGUUUAGCGUAUCUUAAUGUUGGGAUUUACCCCUUUACAUCCAUUUUCCUCCUCGUUUACUGCUUCCUUCCGGCGCUCUCGCUAUUAUCCGUGAGGUGGUCCGGUGUGUCUCUAGAAGAUUGGUGGCGGAAUGAGCAGUUUUGGUUGAUUUCCGGUACGAGCUCGCACUUGGCGGCGGUGGUUCAAGGGUUGUUGAAGGUGAUUGCAGGGAUUGAAAUCUCGUUCACUUUGACAGCAAAAGCAGUAGAAGACGCCGAUGACAUAUACGCAGAGUUGUAUCUAGUGAAAUGGACGUCGUUGAUGAUUCCUCCAAUUGUUAUCGCCAUGAUUAACGUUCUCGCCAUUGUUGUUGCCUUCUCGAGGACGAUCUACAGUUUAAACCCGCAAUGGGGGAAGUUCAUCGGAGGUGCGUUUUUUAGUUUCUGGGUUUUGGCUCAUUUGUACCCGUUUUUCAAAGGGUUGAUGGGGAGGAGAGGAAAGACGCCGACGAUUGUCUUUGUGUGGUCUGGGCUCAUCGCUAUCACACUGUCGUUGUUGUGGGUUGCUAUCAACCCUAGCGCCGGCCCGGCGGAUGCAAGUGCCGGAGGAUCUGGUUUUAAAUUCCCUUGA